UCGAUUUACUUGGGAAAAAUAGAAGACGAAAAUAAACAAUCCACACAAGACGUACCUUUAACGCAUCGUCGUUUUCACGCAAUACUCUUCACCUUCGAAGAUGAUGCGUUGGCAAUUGUUGGUGAACGAUUCAUUGGUGAAAGAAAUGUAGUUAGUGAAGUGAGGUGGUAGCAGUAAGAAGUAGGAACCAAUGGCCGAUCAUAUAGCGAGGGGACAAGAGCUUGCGAAGAAAGCGGAGAACAAGCUCCGAUGUUGUUGUGCCUUGUUCGGUUCUAACUAUGAAGACGCUGCUGAAUUAUUCCACAAAUCUGCAAAUUCCUUCAAACUCGGAAAAUCAUGGGACAAAGCAGGGUCAGUCUUCAUCAAAUCGUCCAAGUGUCAUAUGAAGAUAGAUAACAAGCAUGAUGCAGCAAAUGCUUAUGUAGAUGCCGCUCGUUGCUACAAGAAAACAUCCACAAAAGGAGCAAUUUCGUGCUUAGAUCAAGCGGUGACUAUCUUCACAGAGAUUGGUAGACACAUCUUGGCUGCUAAGUACUGCAAGGAAAUCGGUGAGUUAUAUGAACUCAAUCAAGACAUAGAGCAUGCUAAAUCAUAUUUUGAGAGGGCUGCUGAACUUUUUGAGCUUGAGAAUGCAACAACCUCUGUGAUCCAGUGCAAACAAAAAGUUGCACAAUUUUCUGCUCAACUUCAACAAUAUAAGAAGGCAAUUAAGAUUUAUGAAGAUAUUGCCCAGCAAUCGCUGAACAAUAACUUAUUGAAAUAUGGAGUUAGAGGACAUCUUCUUAAUUCUGGCCUAUGCCAGCUUUGUCAAGGGGAUAUUGUUGCAAUUACCAAAACCUUGGAGAACUAUCAGGACUUGGAUCCAACAUUCUCCAGAACUCGUGAAUACAAAUUUUUGGCUGAUUUGGCUGCAUCAAUUGAUGAGGAAGAUGUUGCAAAUUUUACUAGAGUAGUCAAGGAGUUUGAUAGCAUAACCCCACUGGAUUCUUGGAAGUCCACCCUUCUAUCGAGAGUAAAGGAUGAUUUGAAAGAAAAGGAGAUGGAAGAGGAUGAUUUGACAUGAAUCAAUCACAAUUGAAUUUUCUGCCAAUGAAGUUACUUCCAACUUUGUAAAUGCCAGAGGUAAGAUUUUAUUUUUUUCCCCAUCUUUUGAUGGUUUUUCUUAUUAUUAUUUGAAGCAGAAGUGUAUGUGCCCAAAAAUUGACAAUAUGUUUCCUCCAAAACUUUAUGCUGAGUUGUAGAAAGGAAAGGACAAUAUCGAACCCAUGACAUUAACGGCACCAUAUAUUAUACA
Molecule: messenger RNA, 1294 nt
Organism: Gastrolobium bilobum
Lineage: Eukaryota; Viridiplantae; Streptophyta; Magnoliopsida; Fabales; Fabaceae
Product: alpha-soluble NSF attachment protein 2-like
Exons: 9
Coding region: 191-1063 (290 amino acids)
Biological process (GO): SNARE complex disassembly; intracellular protein transport
Cellular component (GO): vacuolar membrane; SNARE complex
Molecular function (GO): soluble NSF attachment protein activity; syntaxin binding
Source: RefSeq, a predicted model, not a curated record